ACCCGGAAGUAGAAAGGUUUUAUGGGAGUUUUGUUGGUAAGCUGACGUUUAUCUGCUUUCCAUGAGGCAGCUGUAUCGAAGACUGGAAACCACCAUCUCUCCGUCUUCUUGACUGGGUCCCUGAUGCCCAUAUCGCCUGAAAGAGAAUAAACCCUGUGUUGUUAACCUGUGGGGGUCCCCCACCUUACUGAAGAGCUCUUCUAACACGCUGCUACCUAUUUAAACUGCAAACAUGGUGUUAGCAGACUUGGGGAGGAAGAUCACAGCGGCGCUACGCUCCCUCAGUAAUGCCACAAUCAUCAACGAAGAGGUUUUAAAUGCUAUGUUAAAAGAGGUCUGUGCUGCCCUGCUAGAAGCGGAUGUGAACAUCAAACUGGUGAAGCAACUCAGAGAAAAUGUCAAGGCAGCCAUUGACCUCGAGGAAAUGGCCUCCGGGCUGAAUAAGAGACGAAUGAUCCAGCAUGCUGUUUUCAAGGAGCUUGUCAAGCUGGUGGAUCCUGGUGUAAAAUCAUGGACACCUACAAAAGGAAAGAACAACAUCAUCAUGUUUGUUGGCCUUCAGGGUAGUGGAAAAACCACAACAUGUACUAAGUUGGCGUAUUACUACCAAAGAAAAGGAUGGAAAACAUGCUUGAUCUGUGCUGACACUUUUAGAGCAGGUGCCUUUGAUCAGCUGAAACAAAAUGCAACAAAAGCCAGAAUUCCAUUUUAUGGAAGUUACACAGAAAUGGAUCCGGUCAUAAUAGCUUCUGAGGGAGUUGAAAAAUUCAAGUCAGAAAACUUUGAAAUAAUUAUUGUUGACACUAGCGGUCGACAUAAGCAAGAAGAUUCGCUGUUUGAAGAAAUGCUACAGGUUUCAAAUGCUGUGCAACCUGACAAUAUCGUGUACGUGAUGGAUGCGUCCAUUGGUCAGGCUUGUGAGGCUCAGGCUAAGGCCUUCAAAGACAAGGUAGAUGUGGCGUCUGUCAUCGUAACCAAGCUGGAUGGCCAUGCUAAAGGUGGUGGCGCUCUCAGUGCAGUUGCUGCCACAAAGAGUCCGAUCAUUUUCAUCGGCACAGGCGAGCACAUUGAUGAUUUUGAGCCCUUUAAAACUCAGCCCUUCAUCAGCAAACUGCUUGGCAUGGGAGACAUCGAGGGACUUAUCGAUAAAGUGAAUGAACUCAAGCUUGAUGAUAAUGAGGAACUAAUUGACAAGCUUAAGCAUGGUCAGUUCACACUCAGGGACAUGUAUGAGCAGUUCCAGAACAUCAUGAAAAUGGGACCUUUUGGGCAAAUCAUGGGUAUGAUCCCCGGCUUUGGAACAGACUUCAUGAGUAAAGGCAAUGAACAGGAGUCUAUGGCCAGGUUAAAGAAACUCAUGACCAUAAUGGACAGUAUGAAUGACCAAGAACUGGACAACAAAGAUGGUGCCAAGUUGUUCAGUAAGCAGCCGAACCGGGUUCAGAGGGUGGCGCGGGGUGCAGGUGUCGCAAGCAGAGAUGUGCAGGAACUGCUUACCCAGUACACAAAAUUUGCCCAGAUGGUCAAGAAAAUGGGUGGAAUUAAAGGUUUAUUUAAAGGAGGAGAUAUGUCCAAGAAUGUUAAUCCAUCUCAGAUGGCCAAAUUGAACCAGCAGAUGGCAAAGAUGAUGGAUCCCAGAGUGCUGCACCACAUGGGUGGCAUGGCUGGUCUACAGUCGAUGAUGAGGCAGUUUCAGCAAGGGGCUGCUGGCAACAUGAAGGGAAUGAUGGGAUUCAACAAUAUGUGAAUACUUCCGCCUUAAAUAAAAGAUGGAAAUCAUCCUGAUGGAUUUUAAAGAAGCUGAACUUGAGUGGAGCAGGAUUUUCUUUUUUCUUUUUCUUUUUUUGCCUCAGAUAAGUCAUUUAUUAAACCAUGUAAAAUAUUCAGAGACUUGAGUAUUUAUGAAGCUGAAAUUUUCUGGAGAAAGCAUUCACUAAUAAGACUGUUUUUCACUAUAAAGUUUGAUAAAUGAGAGCUGAGUAGUUUUAAAACCUUGAACUACAUUUAAAGCCAACAUCCCGUAAUCCAUAGAUUAUUUUUUCAUUUGUUUUGCCGAGUUAUAAUGAAUGCGGUCUAAAUUUUAAGUCAACUAUAAAUGUCUGUUUUUUUUUUUUUUUAAAUAUAUAUAAAAGACUGCAACAGAAGUUGAAAUGUUUAAAGGAGUCACAUCUGGCUACUUAUAUACCACACAACAGUCAGACAUGUUCAUCCUUUUAAAACAUUGCUUGUAAUUGCUGCUGUCAUUUAUGAAUCAAACUCAGAGGAAAAUAGACUUUGUGAUUUUUUUUUCCCCCUUUUGUGAUUAAGAUGUUUACAGUGAGGGGAAAAAUAAGAGAUCAUGAUUUGUCGGAGUCAUUUUUUCCUGGACUUGCCUUCAAAGAACUUUGGCUUUGUAUGUGAGACAUAAGACCUGUAGUGUCAGACAAGUAUGUGGCAAUAUUUUGUCAUAAUAUAAUAAAUUUAUAUAGCAACAUUUUAA
Molecule: messenger RNA, 2479 nt
Organism: Neoarius graeffei (lesser salmon catfish)
Lineage: Eukaryota; Metazoa; Chordata; Actinopteri; Siluriformes; Ariidae
Gene: srp54
Product: signal recognition particle 54
Exons: 17
Coding region: 233-1747 (504 amino acids)
Biological process (GO): SRP-dependent cotranslational protein targeting to membrane, translocation; SRP-dependent cotranslational protein targeting to membrane
Cellular component (GO): signal recognition particle, endoplasmic reticulum targeting; cytosol
Molecular function (GO): ATP hydrolysis activity; GTP binding; 7S RNA binding
Source: RefSeq, a predicted model, not a curated record